CGAUCCACGUCAAGCACCUAUACUCUCAGCACUCGUUCUUUAAUAUCACGUCGAGAUGUUCUCCAAGCUCCUUUCUGUCGCCGUCCUGGCCGCCUUCAUUGGGCAGGCGCUGGCCCACCCUAUGCCGAUGCCGAUGCGUCUGUGGAUGCAGCGCGAACUCGAGAGCCGCCAGGCGGCCUCGUUCGAGACCAUCGCCGCCUACAGGCGCGCUGAUGUCAACACUGUUCCUGUCGAGCAGCCGUCGAUGUCGCAAAACGGGAAGAUUGUGCCCUUUGUCAACACUGGCAAGGUCAACCCCCGCGCGAUCAAGUCCCGCGCAAUCAACUCCGUGACCGACAGCGAGCCCACCAUGGCAAAGGACGGCCAGAUCGUCCCCUUCGUGAACACUGGCAAGACUAAGCGCGCCGACAUCAACACCGUCCCUGUCGAGCAGCCUUCUAUGUCGCAGAACGGCAAGAUCGUCCCCUUCGUUAACACUGCUGCCGGCAAGGGCAAGCGCGCGGAUGUCAACACUGUCCCCGUUGAACAGCCCUCGAUGUCCCAGAACGGCAAGAUUGUACCGUUCGUCAACCACUCCGCGAAGGGCAAGCGCGCCGACGUGAACACAGUUCCCGUCGAGCAGCCCUCGAUGUCGCAGAAUGGGAAGAUUGUCCCCUUCGUCAACACGUCUGCAGGCAAAGGCAAGCGUGCCGACGUCAACACUGUCCCUGUCGAGCAGCCCUCGAUGUCGCAGAAUGGCAAGAUCGUCCCCUUCGUGAACACUUCCGCCGGCAAAGGCAAGCGCGCGGAUGUCAACACUGUCCCUGUUGAGCAGCCGUCCAUGUCCCAGAACGGAAAGAUCGUGCCAUUCGUCAACCAUGCUGCAAAGGGCAAACGCGCCGACGUGAACACCGUGCCCGUUGAGCAGCCUUCGAUGUCGCAGAACGGCAAGAUUGUGCCGUUUGUCAACAACGCCGCCAAGAACUAA
Dichomitus squalens LYAD-421 SS1 is the source of this 967-nucleotide messenger RNA. RefSeq lists its product as uncharacterized. The transcript is spliced from 2 exons. Lineage: Eukaryota; Fungi; Basidiomycota; Agaricomycetes; Polyporales; Polyporaceae. The record is from RefSeq and is a predicted model, not a curated record. The coding region runs from base 56 to 967 and encodes 303 amino acids.